Molecule: messenger RNA, 2841 nt
Organism: Penicillium malachiteum
Lineage: Eukaryota; Fungi; Ascomycota; Eurotiomycetes; Eurotiales; Aspergillaceae
Product: ankyrin repeat domain-containing protein
Exons: 2
Coding region: 1-2841 (946 amino acids)
Molecular function (GO): protein binding
Source: RefSeq, a predicted model, not a curated record
AUGAACGUGAUUGAAGCUGUCCAACAAUUUGCCGCGCUUGGGGAUAUCGUCGUUGGCGGAUCUCAGAAUAUCAUCGCUUGUGGUAUUUGGACAGCGUACUCUGAGAGAUCGCUUGUGGUCUCAGCGCUGAUUCAUGUCCAGCUUGUGACAAAACAUUCAUCCUAUCUUGAAAAAUUAUCUACGCUGUUUAUGGUCGCCGGUCGCUCAGCUCCACGAUAUGAGAAAAUGGCUCUUCUAUACCCACGGUCGAAAAACCUUCAAUCGUACAUGUGUGAUUACUACAUUACAAUCGUUCAAAUUUGCCAGAAAAUCCUAAAAUUCUCGCUAAAAUCAACACUGGGACAGUUAGCAGCAGCUUUAAACGAAACCGAGCUCAACUCCUUCCAGCUAAACCUUGAAAGAUGGGCGACCAAUAUUAAAGAGGAGGUUACAUUGCUGAUGGCGGAGAAAAUUGAGAAUGAAGCCUUGAAAACAUCGAAGUUCCAGAAUGCAUUAUGGAAAAAGCUUGGGAAAUCGGAUGAUGAUGCACAUCAAGCAAGGAUCAAUGCUCGACUAAGAGUUCUCAACUUCUGUUCUGAAUUCGAUCACACCGUUAUCUGGAAACAAACUCGAAAGGCAGGGACUACCAGACUUUUCAAAGAGAGUCCCGAGUAUACAACCUGGAAAGAUCCAGCUCUCUCUUGUAUCUCCUGCACACUUGUCUACACAGGAAAGUUGGGGUCAGGAAAAUCAGUCAUGCUGGCAAAUAUGGUGGAUGAUUUAUAUCUUCAUUCACAGGACAUCCCAGUGGCUUACUUCUUUUGCCGGCAUGAUGUGGCCAAGACACUGCAGAGUCGCACCAUUAUCGGAUCUCUCAUACGACAAAUCUUGAGCAACUUGGAGACAUCAUGCUUUACAGAGCUGUUGGAUACCCUAAUCCCAUGUGCUGAGCUUGAUGAGUACGACAAGAUGGCUGUUCUACUCGAGAAAGGCUUUGAGUCUCGGCGAUUGCAAUGCUUCCUCGUGAUUGAUGGACUAGAUGACCUUAGUGCCUAUGAAAGAGUCGUGACAAUUGCAGAGCUGUCCAAAAUUCAAGAGAAAGUCAACAUCCAUCUUUGUGUUUCAUUUCGCUCAGACCCAACAAGCCAUAAGCGAAGAUUUUGCUUCGAAGAUUUUGACAAUGCAACCGUGAUGCCAAUCCCAGACAAUACCUCUGAAAUCCAGGCCUUCAUUUUAGAAGAGCUAGAAGCCUGUCUUGAGAAUCAGAAGUUAGUGGUUGGUGACCCUACACUCAUACUGGAGAUCCGAGAGGCUCUGUUCAAUGGUUCUCAGGGAAUGUUCCUCUGGGCUGCUUUGCAAAUUGAAACAAUGUGCAGCAUGAAAACUGACUUUGAACUUCGUCAAUCCUUGCAGAAUCUUCCACAGGAUCUUGCUGAGACAUUUUCUCGUGUUUUACAGCGACUUGAUGGGAAGGAACAGUCUCAGCAAAUGGCUAUACUGAAGCUUAUUAUUGCUGCGCAGCGUCCAUUGACAAUAUUCGAGAUGCAAGAGGCUUUAAGUGUCAUUCCGGGUGACACUGAAUGGGAUCCAUCACGAAACUUGAAUAAUGUUUAUGCCACGCUAGCGACCUGCGGAUGCCUUAUCAACAUUGAUGAAGAAGAGCUGACCACACGACUCGUUCAUCCGAGCCUGAAACAAUUCCUUCUGGGAUCUGAUGCUCAGUUGAAAACAGCUGAAAAUCCAUUCAUUAUUACAUUAGAUGCUGCUCAUGGAUAUAUGGCAGAUAUCACCAUCACGUAUUUGAACUAUGAUGUCUUCGAGAAACAAUUGACACGAACACUUGUGCCUCGAGUUGAUGCUAGCACAGCAGCAUCAAUGAUCGUUCAAUCCACCGUUUCCUCUUUUUCCUCCUCAACCAGCAUUCGCCAACUUGCAAUCAAACUACUCAAAGCGAAAUCAACGACAGAAGUCGAUUUCAAUAUUGGCAAUUCUCUGUCUCAAGUCCGUCCUCUGUGUCGUAGUCACCCAAGGCGCGACUUUUACUUUUACGAUUAUGCUAGAGUGUAUUGGCACUCUCAUAUUGCUCGCACAGUCAGCCACACAGCAAGGAUGAAAAGUCUGCUGACUAAAGUCCUGAAAAGUAGAAGAAUCGACAUGGAUCACCUCGAUGAAGAUGACCUUACUCCACUAAUGUGUGCUGCCGCACUCGGAAACACUGAUGUCGUUCGCUCCCUAUUGAGUCUUGACGAAGUGGAUAUCAACUUCCAAAAUGAUGCGGGACUCACAGCCCUCCAUUUAGCUCUUCUUCAAAAACACUCUGAAACCUUGGGGUUGUUGCUUGACGCUCCUGGGCUAGACAUCAACCGUAAAGACGGACAAGGUCGCACAGUCCUUCUCAUAGCAGCGGAACAAGGCGACUCAUCCAUAUUCAAAGAGAUCUAUACGGGCCGUCAGCUUGAUGUCACUUGUGCCAAUAUUAGAGGUGAAACAGCCCUCCACAUCGCGGCUAAAAAAGGACUCCUCGAGAUUGCAGUUCUACUCCUUAAAUUGGACGAAGUGGAUGUGAACGCUAAAGAUGUCGAGGGCAAUACACCUCUCCACAGAGCGAUUUUGAGUGAGCAGAUUGGUAUCGUGGAGCAGUUCCUGAUCUGUGAGCGUGUGAAUAUCGAUGUGGAGAAUAAUCGUGGUCGGAGUGUACUUUCCAUGACUAUUUCCUCUGGCAAUGAAGAGAUGGCGCAUCUUUUUUUACACUCACGACUGGAUGAGAACUCCAAGGCCAGAUUGAAGGAAGUGUUACUUCCCUAUAUUGGUUCUUGGAAGCAUGUGCAGUAUACAAAGUAUGGAAUAGCUAGGUGGUCAUGA